This is a messenger RNA of Oncorhynchus keta (chum salmon), 12518 nucleotides long. Its product is annotated as spermatid perinuclear RNA-binding protein-like. Bases 660 to 2861 code for a protein of 733 amino acids. The record is from RefSeq and is a predicted model, not a curated record. Gene Ontology annotation, molecular function: single-stranded RNA binding; double-stranded RNA binding. Gene Ontology annotation, cellular component: precatalytic spliceosome. The transcript is spliced from 19 exons. NCBI's taxonomy places the organism in Eukaryota, Metazoa, Chordata, Actinopteri, Salmoniformes, Salmonidae.
CUCAGCUGGGAACGGUAUUAUUACCGAGUUUGCUGUUUCCAUCCGUCAAUCGUCCUGCUAGGCUGAACAGGUGCGGAGAGGAAGGGGGCAAUGGCAGUUUCAGCGAGUCCUGGUCCUCCAAUUAGGAAAAGCACACAUUACCACGUGAACAAAGCCGCUGUCUGAGUGAUAUGGGGACAGGCAGCUCGAGGUGCAGGGGAACGCACAUUUAACUGGAAGUAGGCUAAAGGUACCGGGCGGGGACUGAAACCAAGCUAUUACGGUAGAGAUUCCCCACACAUCCUGAGACUAUUCCUGUGAUCCUGGGCUGCAGAGGGACAGGAGGACAGAGUAGCACAAGCCCAUAGCUGCCCAGUUGACCUAAUCCAUGGGAAUGGAGAUUCUUUCCAGGGAAACCACAACCGCUCUCCUCAUGGUUGGAUUAAUGCAGAUGACCACCGGAAUUAACAAGUGAGACAGAGGAAGUCCGGUCUGUAGUCUGGGGGGCUCGGUCAGAGGGGAGCGUAUGAGGAGUCAGAGAGCAGAGGAUACCCCUGAUCUGUCCUGAUAUCACAGAGCCACACCGGCAACGCACCCAAAAACUCACCCGGCAACGCACCCGAAAACUCACCCGGGUCACAAAAGGAGACAAACAAGGAGCCCCCACUCCUCCUGUAGGCAUGAGGUCCUUCCGUUCGUUCGGUAAUGAUGACCGUCACGUCAUGGCCAAGCACUCCUCCGUCUACCCAUCAUCGUCUGAGCUGGAGGCGGUCCAGACCCUGGUGUCCACCGUGGAGGGUGCCCUCAAACACGUCUCUGAUUGGAUAGACCAGAGCAACGUUCAAUCGGUGCAGAGCAACAGCCAGACAGACGCAGCAGUCGGCCAGACAGACGGUCAGUCCGACGCAGCAGUCGGCCAGCCCAACCCCACAGACAGCCCGGUGCCAAAGGAUGGUAGCUGUGACCAUGACGAUGACCUUAACCCUAACGACGACGGCAGUCUUAGUCCCAAAGCCAGCCCAGAUGACUCCACAGACGGCGGUAGCAGUGAGCCCAGUGGAGGUGUUCUGUGUGGCGUGAUGAGGAUCGGCCUGGUGGCUAAAGGUCUGCUCAUCAAACAGGACAUGGACCUGGAGCUGGUGCUGAUGUGUAGAGAGAAACCAACAGAGACACUGCUGUGUGCUGUCUGUGAUAACCUGCCGCUGCAGAUACAGAAGCUAACAGAGGAGAAGUACGAGGUGCACCGAUGCGUGCCAGAGGCGGCCAUCUUGGUGUGUUGCACGACAGAGCCCAAACUCACCCUGAAGGUCACCCUCAGCUCUCCACAGAUGAGAGAAGACAGCAACACGGAUGAACAAGGUACCAGGGAUGAACAAGUGGAGGGUGUUGAGCUGACAGACCCGGCAGACAUGCUGGACAGGCACAGAUGCCUGGUGGCCCUGGCGGCUCUACGACAUGCCAAAUGGUUCCAGGCCAGAGUAAACGGCUUGAAGUCGUGUGUCAUCAUCCUCAGGAUCCUAAGAGACAUGAGCAAUAGACUGCCAGCCUGGGAGCCACUCAAAGGAUGGCCCCUGGAGCUGAUUUGUGAGAAAGCCAUAGCCACGUGUAACCGGCCGCUGGGUGCAGGGGAAGCCCUACGUAGAGUCAUGGAGUGUCUCGCCUCGGGAAUCCUGCUUCCAGGAGGACCAGGGUUACACGACCCAUGUGAGAAGAAGCUGACCAACACCCUGACGGCCAUGACAGACGAGGAGGCUGAGGCCAUCACCUACAAUGCACAGCACGCCCUGAGACUGAUGGCGUUUGGUCAGAUCUACAAGGUGCUGGAGAUGGACCCUCUCCCCUCUAGUAAACCCCAGAAGUACCCCUGGUCAGACAGGGAUGGCUCUGGGCUAAAGAGGCCUUAUGAGGACGGGCCCACGGACGACAAAGACCUCAUCAAGAAAAUGAAGAGGAACCUGAGGAAAGUCCUCGACAGCAAAGCAAUAGACACCAACCAACCAAUGAAUGCUCUGAUGCGUCUGAAUCAGAUACGUCCAGGUCUGCAGUACAAGCUGCUGUCCCAGUCCGGCCCGGUCCACGCUCCUGUCUUUACCAUGUCUGUAGACGUAGACAGCACUGUGCACGAAGCCUCAGGCUCCUCCAAGAAAACCGCCAAGCUGCAUGUUGCUGUGAAGGUCCUUCAGGCGAUGGGUUACCCUACAGGGUUUGAUACGGACCUGGACUGCAGUGCAGACGAGAAGUCAGACGGAGAGGGGAGGAGUGAAUCGUCCACACACAGCAAUAACACAACACACUCAGACAGCUCAAAUACACUGGAGGUCCGAACUCAGGGUCCUAUUCUGACGGCCAGCGGAAAGAACCCCGUCAUGGAGCUCAAUGAGAAACGCAGAGGUCUGAAGUACGAGCUCAUAUCAGAGAGCGGGGGCAGCCAUGACAAACGCUUCGCCAUGGAGGUGGAGGUGGAUGGUCAGAAGUUCCGGGGGGCGGGGCCUAAUAAGAAGGUAGCGAAGGCAUCCGCUGCCUUGGCUGCUCUGGAGAAACUGUUCUCUGGUCCCAACGCCACCGCUAUCAAGAAGAAGAAGAUCAUCCCUCAACACUCUACAAAAUGUUCCCUCGCUGCAGCAGUGGCAGCCUCAGCAGUAGCAGCCCAGGUGGCCAGAGGGAGAGGUAGAGCGGCAGCCCUGACCAGUGGAGCCUUCAUUACCACAGCCACUGCACCAGGAUACACACAGAUACCAGGCUUCGGGACCCCAUAUGGAUACAGUGCUGCAGCCGCCCCAGCCUAUGGUGGUCUUUUCAUUGACAAUCCCUUUUACCAGGCUCGGACCAUCGCACCAUUUAUUAUUCAGUUGGGUCCUCAAGAUCUCUUCUCUGACUUCUAGAACCAUCAGGUUGUGUUGCUUCUAAACUAUCUGACAACAGUGCUGUUCCAGGCUUGCCCUUUGACCCAGCAGGCUGUCUGUCUGUCUGUCUCCCACCAUCAUUUACAGAGCCAGCGAGUGGUCAAACUGAACUCCUCUCACUCUGUUCUGUCUCCUCACGACCCAAAUCAAUAGAAACAAACCUAAAAAAAGCAAUAUUUGAUUGGACUUUUUAAAAAUCUCAGCUGCGUCAAAACUAAAAGCUGAGGACCUUGAUCUUUGGGUCUUUUUCUUAUAUAGCAAUACGACACCUGAACUGUUUUGGCUUCAAGCUUACUUGAGAUGAUGUGAAUGUUCCAUUGAGUCUUACACAAGCACAGCGUUGCAAUAUAUCACUUCAAUUGUAUAUUCACUGAGUGUAUGUGUGCCUAUACCAUGGAAUAUAUGCAUUUAUAUGUCUGCUAUACGUUUCUAUAAAUAUGUAUUAUAUGUGUUGAUAUAAUUUAUGAUGUACAUAUGUAAAUAUAUGAUAUACUUAUUGUUGGUAUAAAUUAUUUUAGAAAGUGAUAUGUAAUCACAAUCCCACAAUAUAGAGACGUUCUUCUUCCAGGUUGAUGCACACUGAGAAAUGGACUUUACUCUAGUACUGGACAUGCAAUAUAAACCUGUUUCUUAAUUCACCUGUGCUUCUAGAAUAGUUUAGUGAUUUCUCCUUCCUUUCACCUGGAUGUCUUCUCGUCUGAGCCUUUCGCUAGCACGGCCUGGUCAGACGAGAGGCGCUCGCUCACUCAACCUUGUAAACCGACCGCCCUCUCUACCACACGUACACACGGCACAUACACACGCACUUCCUGUGUGACACUACAAACACACAACCUCCUGUUUACUUCCUGUCAGAAAGCACACUUUUCUCAGUGAAACAUUUCUCACAGCGCCACUGUCUCUCUGCUCACAGGGUAUCCUGUACCGCACCGUACACUUUGUCCUGUUAAUAAGCUGGGUGUGUUGGGCAGCGAGGGUAACACAGAAACCCCCUCCUAGACAGGACCAACCACGGUCCACUGUCUCUCUGCUCACAGGGUAUCCUGUACCGCACCGUACACUUUGUCCUGUUAAUAAGCUGGGUGUGUUGGGCAGCGAGGGUAACACAGAAACCCCCUCCUAGACAGGACCAACCACGGUCCACUGUCUCUCUGCUCACAGGGUAUCCUGUACCGCACCGUACACUUUGUCCUGUUAAUAAGCUGGGUGUGUUGGGCAGCGAGGGUAACACAGAAACCCCCUCCUAGACAGGACCAACCACGGUCCUCUGUCUCUCUCAUGCCUACAGCAUGAACGUGGGACCAAAAGCACAGUUAACAGUUUGUCUGCUUGUAAAGGUGAUGGGUGGCCCAGUUACUUUAAGUAAAGCAUGCUACUCAGACAAACCAACACACAGGGCUUAUUACUGUCAACUCAGUCGCAGACCAACCAGCCUUGUCACUAUGAAACAGUCCAACCACACAUUGAUUAAUGGCUAACAUCUAAUUAUAAUGUAUACUCUGACAUUAUGUACAUUAACUGUACAUUACUGUAUAAAGACAGUCAGGACCCAGUCAUUUCAUAACCCCCAGCUUUACAUGACCCCCUCUAGUUGAUAUAUUUAUAUACUAUAUACACUACCGGUCAAAAGUUUUAGAACACCUUCUCAUUCAAGGGUUUUUCUUUUUUUGUACUAUUUUCUACAUUGUAGACUAAUUGUGAAGACAUCAAAACUAUGAAAUAACACAUAUGGAAUCAUGUAGUAACCAAAAAAGUGUUAAACAACUAAAAAAAUAUUCAAAUAGCCACCCUUUGCCUUGAUGACAGCUUUGCACACUCUUGGAAUUCUCUCAACCAGCUUCACCUGGAAAGCUUUUCCAACAGUCUUGAAGGAGUUCUCACAUAUGCUGAGCACUUGCUGGCUGCCUUUCCUUCACUCUGCAGUCUGACUCAUCCCAAACCAUCUCAAUUAGGUUGAGAUCGGGUGAUUGUGGAGGCCAGGUCAUCUGAUGCAGCACUCCAUCACUCUCCUUCUUGGUCAAAUAUCCUUUACACAGCCUGGAGGUCUGUUGGGUCAUUGUCCUGUUGAAAAACAAAUGAUACUCCCACUAAGGCCAAACCAUAUGGGAUGGCAUAUCACUGCAGAAUGCUGUGGUAGCCAUGCUGGUUAAGUGUGCCUUGAAUUCUAAAUAAAUCACAGACAGUGUCACCAGCAAAGCACCCCCACACCAUAACACCUCCUCCUCCAUGCUUCACAGUGGGAAAUACACAUGUGGAGAUCAUCCAUUCACUCAUACCGCAUCUCACAAAGACACUGCGGUUGGAACCAAAAAACUCAAAUUUGGACUCUAUACCAAAUAACAAUUUUCCACCAGUCUAAUGUCCAUUUCUCGUGUUUCUUAGCUCAAGCAAGUCUCUUCUUCUUAUUGGUGCCUUUAGUAGUGGUUUCUUUGCAGCAAUUUGACCAUGAAGGCCUGCUUCACACAGUCUCCUCUGAACAGUUCAUGUUGAGAUUUGUCUGUUACUUGAACUCUGUGAAGAAUUUAUUUGGGCUGCAAUUUCUGAGGCUGGUAACUCUAAUGAACUUAUCCUCUGCAGCAGAGGUAACUCUGGCUCUUCCUUUCCUGUGGCGGUCCUCAUGAGAGACAGUUUCAUCAUAGCACUUGGUUUUUGCGACUGCACUUGAAGAAACUUUAAAAGUUUUUGAAAUUUUCUGUAUUGACUAACCUUCAUGUCUUAAAGUAAUGAUGCACUGUCAUUUCUCUUUGCUUAUUUGAGCUGUUCCUGCCAUAAUAUGGACCAUGUCUUUUACCAAAAAGGCCUCUCUUCUGUAUACCCCCCCUUAUCACAACACAACUGAUUGGCUCAAACGCAAAUUCAUUUUUAACAAGGCACACCUGUUAAUUGAAAUGCAUUCCAGAUAACUACCUCAUGAAGCUGGUUGAGAGAAUGCCAAGCUGUCAUCAAGGCAAAGAGUGGAAGUUGAAGAAUCUGAAAUAUAAAAUAUAUUUUGAUUUAACACUUUUUUGUUUACUACAUGUUAUUUCAUAGUUAUGAUGUCUUCACUAUUAUUCUACAAUGUAGAAAAUAGUACAAAUAAAGAAAACCCCUUGAAUGGGUAGGUGUUCUUAAACUUUGGAUCGGUUGUGUAGUAUACUACACUACAUUGAUAUGUUAUAUCUAACUGAUCAGGUGAAACCAUAGUAAACUGUAGUUGAUAUGAGUUUGUGUGGGGUUAUGUUAGUGUAUGGUGGUGAUGAUGGUGAACUACAGUGCCCAGCAAGAUUAUCAACUCAGCCUCAAGGCCAUAUUACCUGGUCUUGAAUAAGUGGACAUCCUACUGUAUAACAGGAUAAAUCACUACAUUCGUCCUAUAUCAAUAUGAAUUACAAACUAUAGAAUCAGAUAAGGUAUAUUGUUGUUUUUUAAAUCGUAUUUAUAUAAAAGCUGCUAACAUAAUGUUCAAUCAACCACAAAUCAACAUUUCGCUAGUACAUUCUGUAAUAUCACUUUGUUAUCCUUAAAGUUGCACUAUGCAGAAAUCGCUCCUCCAUUUCCUAGUUGCUAAAACUAAUAUUUUGCCUAAUUUAAUAGUUCACCUAAUUUCAGUUUAUGUGACAAAAUAAGAUGGUAUAGAGAAUCAUUGUACCAUCUGAACUGCUGUGAAAUCUAUUUUCCAAAUCAAUAUUGUUGUUUCAGCUGUUUGAAGCUGGUGUACAAAACCGAAAGUACAAUACACAAAAACAAAACUUAAGAACAUGAAGCAUAGAAAUAGCCCACAUAGAACAGAUCUACCGCUUCUUAGACUUGCUUUCAAGUAGAAUGGUAGAUCUAUGUCUCACAUUUCUAUGUGAAUUUGGUGGGGUUGCCCAAAAAUGUACAUACUGCCACUUUAAAGUAAAUGCACUAGGCUGAUACGAAUAUAUCCAUAACUAAAUGAUCUGAUAACUGGCUAUUGCCUAGACAAUACACAUCCCAAAGGGAAUGCAUGUUAUUGAAGCAUAGCUUUAUAGCAUUGGUUGGUGGGUCACAUCUUCACAAACAUAUGGUAUGUAUUUAUGUAUGGAGCUUCAGUUGCUAACAGCUUCUGAUGUUAGGUCCUCGCCACUCUUCUGGAUGUUCAACAUGACAGCCUUUAAAAAAUACAACUUCAGUCGGAAGGAAACGGAUCAACUAUUAGAUCAAAACCUUUGGUUCUUCUUAUGCAUCUUCAUGGCAGUUUGAUCUUCAGAGUUUGUCAUUUUAAAUGUUUUUUAUUUUCUUUUGUUUUUUUAAAUCAUGUGGGAAAAGUUAUUGAGCCUCAGUGUAAUUUUGAAGAUGAAUAAUUUAAAUCAAUCUUUUAGGGCAGAAAUCCUGUUAAGUCUGAAUGACAUCAUGGGUCAGUUAUUGUUGAGUUUGACGCAUCACAGUUAGACGCAUCACAGUUAGUCACAUCACAGUUAGACGCAUCACAGUUAGGCGCAUCACAGUUAGACACAUCACAGUUAGACGCAUCACAGUUAGACACAUCACAGUUAGUCACAUCACAGUUAGACGCAUCACAGUUAGACACAUCACAGUUAGUCACAUCACAGUUAGUCACAUCACAGUUAGACACAUCACAGUUAGACACAUCACAGUUAGUCACAUCACAGUUAGUCACAUCACAGUUAGACGCAUCACAGUUAGACACAUCACAGUUAGUCACAUCACAGUUAGACGCAUCACAGUUAGACGCAUCACAGUUAGACACAUCACAGUUAGUCGCAUCACAGUUAGACGCAUCACAGUUAGACACAUCACAGUUAGUCACAUCACAGUUAGUCACAUCACAGUUAGACGCAUCACAGUUAGUCACAUCACAGUUAGUCACAUCACAGUUAGUCACAUCACAGUUAGACACAUCACAGUUAGACGCAUCACAGUUAGUCGCAUCACAGUUAGUCACAUCACAGUUAGUCACAUCACAGUUAGACGCAUCACAGUUAGUCGCAUCACAGUUAGACGCAUCACAGUUAGACGCAUCACAGUUAGUCACAUCACAGUUAGUCACAUCACAGUUAGACGCAUCACAGUUAGUCACAUCACAGUUAGUCACAUCACAGUUAGUCACAUCACAGUUAGACGCAUCACAGUUAGACGCAUCACAGUUAGUCACAUCACAGUUAGACGCAUCACAGUUAGACGCAUCACAGUUAGACGCAUCACAGUUAGACACAUCACAGUUAGACACAUCACAGUUAGACGCAUCACAGUUUGACGCAUCACAGUUAGACGCAUCACAGUUAGUCACAUCACAGUUAGACGCAUCACAGUUAGACGCAUCACAGUUAGACACAUCACAGUUAGACACAUCACAGUUAGACGCAUCACAGUUAGACGCAUCACAGUUAGUCACAUCACAGUUAGACGCAGCAAGUAGAAGAUCAAACUGAACUAAACUAUAUCUACAUUUCAAUGUUCCGUCAUUUGGUAAUGAUCGGGGGUUGUCAAACACACAAGCCCCUUUCUGAUCCACACAAGCCCCUUUCUGAUCCACACAAGCCCCUUUCUGAUCCUGUGUUUGUGUACCAGUAAUUGAAAUUCAUCAGUCGUCAUCUAUUAGCUGGAAACAAAUCACUCCGCGUGAUUAAGUGAUAGCCAAUCACAAUUAUUCAUUAAAUGAUAGCCAAUCAUUCCUAUUGAUUAGGCCCCUGGUACCAGUGUCUCAUUGAGAAUGUGUAUAACCCUAACUCAUGCAGAGUAAAUCUCCAACCAAAGCCUCACAUGGAGAAAAACAACUGCAGGGAUAGUCCAUUGAGAACCAAUGGGAUAUUCCAAAUCAUGGUUCUGAGAGGGUUUAGUCCCAAGCUGGCGUACCAACCUGUUCAUCUCACAUUUCACUCCUUGUUUUCUAUGUCAUUACUAAACAAGUGGCAAUGACACAGAGUAAAAGGAGUGGAGGUUAGCUAAACAGACUGGUUCCCAUGCUAGUUAGUCCCAUGACUGCCUGAAAGCCAUAUGGCACAGCACUUGUGAUGGCUGGCUGGGCUAACUCGGACUGGCUCCUCUCGGGUUCGAUUGCUCACAGCAGAGCUGAGUCCUAUUUAGUGUUAUGUGGUUUUACCUCAAUAUUUAGUGGAGAUGUUUGUUUCGGACCUCUAGAAGUUAUGUUUGUCUUAGAAUUUUAAAAAAUCAGGCUUUACGGUCAGAAAGUCAUUGGGGGGGCGACCCCAUUAACACAACAUUCUGUUCUCUCUCUCUGAGGGCUGUGUGUUGUUGAGGCAUGCUCUGACCAGAUGGCCUUUGUGAAUAAUAGACUACUGGAUGUCAACUGAGUGUUGGUUGGCUUUAAAUGUCUCCCUCUGAUCAUCGGGGUCUUUUGACCCAUGCAUCUGCUCCCUAAGGGGGCCCACAAUACAAAGCAAUGUUUCUCAGUAGCCUACACUGGGUUCAAAACUAUUUUACAUCAUUUAACAUACUUCAACUGGGCUUGUGCUUGCCUGGUGCAAUGGAACCAGUGGAAUAGUCACAAAAGUGCAAACCCAGCCCAUCUGGCACUCCAGACAGGAUACAGUUAAAAGUAUUGAAAAAAUAUUUCAAAUAGUUUUUGUAGUACAUUGUAACCUGUAGUGUAGUGGAGAGAGCCAAGCCUCAGUUACUGCAUUUUCAAUGGGUAGAUUGUACUACUGCACACACAGCUCUAUAUUCUAGAAUAUAUAUUAUGAGAUCCACGUGAUGACAAGACCAGGCAGAAUAUAUAAAUGGCUUGAAAUACACUACAUGACCAAAAGUAUGUGGACAUCUGCUUGUCGAGUAUCUCGUUCCAAAAUCAUGGGCAUUAAUAUGGAGUUGGUCCCCCCUUUGCUGCUAUAACAGCCUCCACUCUUCUGGGAAGGCUUUCCACUAGAUGUUGGGGACCUGCUUACAUUAAGCCACAAGCGCAUUAGUGAGGUCGGGCACUGAUGUUGUGCGAUUAGUCCUGGCUCACAAUCGGUGUUCCAAUUAAUCCCAAAGGUGUUCGAUGGGGUUAAGGUCAGGACUCUGUGCAGGCUAGUCAAGUUCUUCCACACUGAUCUUGACAAACCAUUUCUGUAUGGACCUCGCUUUGUGCACUGGGGCACUGUCAUGCUGAAACAGGAAAGGGCCUUCCCCAAACUGUUGCCACAAAGUUGGAAGUACAGAACAUCUAGAACGUCAUUGUAGGCUUUAGCGUUACGAUUUCCCUUCGCUGGAACUAAGGGGCCUAGCCCGAACCAUGAGCAACAGCCCCAGACCAUUAGACCUCAUCCACCAAACUUUACAGUUGGCACUAUGCAUUGGGACAGGUAGUGUUCUCCUGGCAUCCGCCAAACCCAGAUUCGAAUGUUGGACUGCCAGAUGGUGAAGCAUGAUUCAUCACUCCAGGGAACACGCUUCCACUGCUCGGCCAUGGAAACCAAUUUAUGAAGCUCCUGAUGAACAGUUAUUGUGCUGAAGUUGAUUCCAGAGGCAGUUUGGAACUCGGUAGUAAGUGUUGCAACCGAGGACAGGUGAUUUUACCCGCUAUGUGCUUCAGCAUAGCCUCGGCAUUCUGUGAGCUUGUGUGGCCUACCACUUCGCAGCUGAGCUGUUGUUGCUCUUAGAUGUUUCCACUUCACAAUAACAGCACUUACAGUUGACCAUGGCAGCUCUAGCAGGGCAGACAUUUGACAAUGUGGCAUCCUAUGACGGUGCCAUGUUGAAAGUCACUGAGCUCCUCAGUAAGGCUAUUCUACUGCUAUUCUACUGCCAAUGUUUGUCUAUGGAGAUUGUAUGGCGGUGUGCUCGAUUUUAUGCAUCUGUCAGCAACUGGUGCGGCUGAAUUAGCGAAAUCCACUAAUUUUAAGGGUUGUCCACAUACUUUUGUAUAAAUAGUGUAUAUUGCAAUAAUGAGGAUAUCUUUGUUGGGAUAAUAAGGAAUAUCACAGCCAUGGUUAAUUGGCUUGUUGAUGAUGAACAAUGAUUAUGUUUGUUUGAAUGAUAUUGUUUGAUUUGUGUGACGGAUUACAAUCCGGGUUGUUAGAGCCCUGAAUGCUGAUUGGCUGAAAGCCGUGGUAUAUCAGACCGCAUACCACGGGUGGGUGUGACAAAAACAUUUUUUUACUGUUCUAAUUAUGUUGGUAACCAGUUUAUAAUAGCAAUAAGGCACCUCAGGGAUUUGUGGUAUAUGGCCAAUAUACCACGGCUAAGGGCUGUAUCCAGGCAUUCCACGUUGCGUUGUGCUGAAGAACAGCCCGUAGCCGUGGUAUAUUGGCCAUAUACCACAAACCCCUUAGGUGCCUUAUUGCUGAAAUAUAACCUUGUCCAUCCCGAUGUCCCCUAAACUGUCCCUAUGAUAGGUCCUCCUGCCUGACAUGGGAUACAACAAGCACAAAACCACAUUAGCAAUAUUCUACCACCACCUACUCAGGGCCCACCGGACACACACACACACGCACGCGCGCACACACACACACACACACACACACUGUAGCCGGAGUUAUUCCAGCCCACCUCACAAUCACCCACCCUUGUCAUCCUCCUCGUCACGCACAUCCUCAGUACUAUAACACACAGUGUAGACUCUCUCCUAUGGGGCUCUACUACUCCAGCUCAACGAUUGUAUUUAGGGUAAGCCACAGGCUGUUACUGAAGAUAUACUGCGGGAAUGGAGCCAUUUGUUCCAGAGGAAUGACUUCCACCCCCCAUAAACCUUGUCUAAAUGUACCUUGGUGCUUUACUACAAUGGGCUGUAGCUGUGUAUAGACUUCUUGUAAAGUGGUUUACUUAUGUUUUGUUUAUAUGUGGAAAACCUCCUGCAGCUAUCAUGAUUCACUGAGAGAGAGGGGGACUUGUGUGUGGGACUAGGACAAAGUAGAAUGCCGGGAAUUCAAUUUUGUGAUCCAGCCUGCAGCAGUUCUGAAAUAUGAGUCAGAUCUGGUUUUGGCCUAUGAGAGCGAGGCUUCGCAAAAUGAAAAUGCUGAACUGAACGUUUUCUUCAUGUCCGUUCGUGCUCUAAAUAGCCGCAGCACAUAGUUCAGGGUUAAAGUCUCUCACAAGUAGAAAACCCAUCCCAUGUGCAAUAUUACAAUAUCCUGGCUGUCGAUCGAAACGCUUUGGUUUGGAAUGUACACUGUUGUUGUAGAGUAGAAUGUAUAGCCAUAGCAGAGCUACAGUAAUUGCAUUUUUGUAAAGACAUAUAUAUAUAUAUACACACACACCUUUUUUAAACUACUUGUGUAAGUCAUUUGGGCACUUCCUGCCUGGUUUGUGUUUACAUUUCUAAUUAUUAUUCUCUUAUUUAUUUACAAUGUUUUUUGAGCGUGGCGUCUUCUGAGCGAUGGACUCGUCCCUCCAUCUUUCAGAUUUUUUUGCCACAAAAGUAACUCCAUAGAAAUCAGCCCGACUUGUCAGAGUUGUGCAUUUCAUACUUUUUAUUAUAAUCAUGUGGCAUAAAAUAAUAAAGUAUAUAAAUUUGAACUAUAAAGUUAUAAUCAACAAGGUAAUCCAAUGUGAAGUGGUGAUUGUGCACAAACCUCUGUGAGCGAGCUGUGCUUAAAUAUAGAAGCUAUUCAUUCGAAAUGACGGCAGUAGAUGUUUGCUAGCUGUGGUAUUAAAUUAUUAGUAGUCACCAUGGUGAUAUGUUUGUCACUGUUUGCCAUCAUUUAUGCUUGAAAAAAUAAAAAUAGCUUAAUAUUA